UUACGCACCCUAGCGCACCUUAGCAGUCGCCUGCACAACCCACUUCAUAUCUGUUUAUUCCCUAUGUGAGUGGGCUUCUUCCACAAACUCACACAACUCUCAACUCUCUCUUUCUAUGGGGGAAGCAAUUAGGGUUUUGAGAGAAAGCAUGACUAUAUAGCCAGACUUCAUCUCUUUCUCUCUAUAAAAUUAUAUAUACAGUGAUUUCAAUUUCUCUCACUUCGAUCUUUCAAUGCCUAGAAAUCCAUUCACAGCAUCGUCCAGUGAAAACCCUAGGCAGUUUGAAGCCGCUUGCUAUCUCUUCAGAGAGGCCUGCGAUUUGGGCACCGUUUUGUGGAUAAAACCCUUGAUUUUCUUCUUUUUCGUGUUCUUUCAUGAACGCAUGAUCCCAUUCUGACCGAGUACUUCGCAACUUUCAUUUUUGUAUGGCGCCGAGUCGCAGAAAAGUCGGCAGCAAAGCUUCGGCCGCCGCUGCAGCCGCUCGCAGGCAGUGGAAAGUCGGCGAUCUCGUCCUUGCCAAGGUCAAAGGCUUCCCAGCUUGGCCUGCAACGGUAAGUGAGCCGGAGAAGUGGGGCUACUCGGCUGAUUGGAAAAAAGUACUUGUCUAUUUCUUUGGCACCAAACAGAUAGCCUUCUGCAACCCUGCUGAUGUUGAAGCAUUUACAGAAGAGAAAAAGGAAGCUCUUCUAAUCAAACGGCAUGGGAAAGGUGCAGAUUUUGUUCGUGCAGUGCAUGAGAUAAUUGAAAGCUAUGAGAAAUCGAAGAAACGUGAAGAAAUUGCUGAUUUUAACUCUGGUGAUGAAGUUACUGUGACAAAUGCUGGAAUUUCAGUGGAACCAUUGUAUGAUGUUGGAGUGAAGGAUCAGACUGAAGCUCCUGCAGCAACACUCAUUUCAAGUCUAAGAUCUUCAUGUUCUUUUGGAGAUAAAAAUGAAUCCAUCAUUCCAGUUGAAGAUGUUGCAGCUGCAACACAAGCAGAUGCUUUGCAUAACGGGGAGGCGUCGUCUGAGGAGCUUACUGAUAAUUUGGUGGUUAAUGAAAAACCUCCAUCAACGAGUUAUUCUUCAAGAAAAAGAUCUGGAGUUAUACAAUCCCGAAGCCAUGCCAUGCAGAAAAGGGUGCCACAUGCUCGAAGGUCUAGAAAUUCAUCAAGGGUUGAAUUUCAUAGACUCCAGAAGUUAAUAGUGCCAUCAAGUAAUGGUAAUAAGAGUGCUGUGGAUGUACCCAUCAAUGCAUUGCAGGAUGGAUCUGUGAGAAGGAGCAAACGAAUCAGGAAUUCACAAGAUGUGACUGAAGUUCAUGGUGCAGGUUCACCUGCUUUUGUUUCAAAUGGUAGCAUUGAAGAAAAUGGCUCCGAGAUUGUCACAGUUGACUCUGAUACAUUCAGUUUGAAUGAUGGGAGCACUGUAGAGUCCGGUUGUGAAAUUCCGCAACCUGAUUCUGCUGUUGAAUGUUGUGAGGGAGAUAUUGAAUUGAGCCAGACACUUGAUUUCCAAACGAAGUCCAGUUUCAUUAAGAAGAAAAGGAAGCCAAAUAGAAAGCGAGUGAACAAUGACACUAUUGCCGGUCAACUUGACAAUUUGGCAGGGUCGGAGAUGGAAGUUCAAAGAUCUGGACCAAUUUUGCCAGAUGCUCACGAAAGAUCGAAUGAUAGAUAUCCGAAGGAUGAUGGUGAUGAGCACUUGCCAUUGGUGAAGCGGGCUAGGGUUCGGAUGGGUAGACCAUCAUCUGCAGGGGGGGAAGUUGCUACCUUCAUACAGUCAGAAGACAAAUCCUCAGAAGUAUCAAAUAGCCUUUCUGAGCGGGUCUGCGUAUCCGUAAAUGCUGAUAGAGAUAGUCCUGCUGAUGGAAACUCAUUCACGGUGAAGGGGGUGCAGAUGGAUAGACCAUCAUCUGCAGGGGGGGAAGUUGCUGCCUUCAUACAAUCGGAAGACAAAUCCUCAGAAGUAUCGAAUAGCCUUUCUGAGCGGGUCUGCAUAUCUGUAAAUGGUGAUAGAGAUAGUCCUGCUGAUGGAAACUCAUUCACGGUGAAGGGUGUGAUGGAUCAUUCAUCACCGUCUAACAAAUGCUGUCAAUUUUAUGUUAAUAAUCCUCGGCCCUUGGAAGGCAAGAAAGGCCAGCAAACUGGUAGUUUGGUGGAUGAUGAAGCAGCUUUACCUCCAUCUAAACGUCUCCAUCGUGCACUGGAAGCUAUGUCAGCUAAUGCUGCUGAAGAUGGUAAAAAAUGUUCCGGAGGACCAUCUACCAUGAAGACUUUCAUUAAUGGAUCUUUUUCUUCCACAAGCGAGUGCUCUUACAUGUCUAUAGAAAGAAAAUCACAGAAUGGAUGUCGAAUGCAGAAUGUAGACUCCUUUUGUAACAAUGAUUCUGAGGUUGGUAUCUCUGGGUUGGCCACCAGUUCAAAUCCGCCGGUACCAGAGGAAAGUGCAAAAUCUUAUAUUGAAGUUGCAAUUUGCAACAUAUCUCCCAGAACUUCUAAUAGUCCAAAGUAUGAGUUCCAUGACAUGCUUGAUGAGGCUGUGGAUUUUACUGAUCGUAAAGAUUAUAGUGUGCGCUCUUUAGCUAUUCAAACUGCUGAACCUGUGGUCGUCCAAACUCCAAAACUUUUGUCACCUAAUCUGGCCAGAAAUCAGGCUUGUCUGGGACACAAUGAAGGUGCAUUGGGUCAGAUGUUGCCUUGCAAGGAUGAAUGCAAAAAUGAAAAUUCUGAAUUGAGCAACCAUAGAGUUGAAGAACCUGUUCAAGAACUUGAUCCUUCAAAAUAUUUUAGGAUGAGUUCAUCUCCUGUCUCAACUGCUGCUGAAAUUGCUAAAGUUUCACCACCAAAUGGUGUGAAAUUACUUCUGAACAGUGUAGAUGGUACUUGUGAAUCUACCAACUUGUGGAAGCUUCCCCUUGAUGAGAACAACCAAGUUAAUGGAAUGUGUGAGGUUGUGAAAGAGAUUAAACCAUCACAGAAGGAUUCAAAUACCAUUUCAUCUCCUAAUUUGGUGAAGGUUUUGGUGGCUGCUGUCCAGGGCUCACCACAUUUAUCUCAUUCUGUAUCUAUAUCUGAUGAUCAUUUGGAUGAUAAGGAUGUCUCAGGUAUUAGGUCAUCUUCGUCUCCAACUGAUGGUUUACACUCCCCCCCACGAGCAUCUCCACCCAAUACUUCAAUUCGUCCCAUGUCUGCAUCAGAUAAUAGUAACUUCCUGGAAAAUAAUGGUGGUUGUAGUCCUGAUGUUCAAUUGCGUUAUGAUAAAUCAAAAGAUGUGGACAAAUGGAACAAUAAAGCAGAAGUAACUGCUGCUUCUCUGGCAUCGUUUGAAGCCAUUCUUAGAACUUUAACAAGGACAAAGGAGAACAUUGGUCGAGCUACGCGCAUUGCCAUAGACUGUGGAAAGUUUGGUACUGCUGCUAAGGUGGUUGAAAUUCUUGCUCGUAAUUUGGAAAGGGAGUCAAAUUUACACAAAAAGGUGGACUUGUUUUUCCUCGUUGAUUCUAUUACCCAGUGCUCUCGAGGCUUGAAAGGUGAUGUUGCUGGUGUAUACCCUUCGGCAAUACAGGCGGUGCUCCCCCGCUUAUUGUUGGCUGCUGCUCCUCCUGGAAGUAGCGCACGCGAAAACCGUAGGCAGUGUUUGAAGGUUUUGAGGGUUUGGCUGGAAAGAAAGAUCCUUCCAGAGUCCAUUAUCCGCCACCAUAUUCGAGACCUUGAUUCCUUCAGUAGCUCAUCUUCUUCUGGUGCCUUUUCUCGACGCCCUUUACGAACAGAAAGGGCUUUUGACGAUCCUCUGAGAGAAAUGGAGGGUACUAUCGUCAAUGAAUAUGGAAGCAAUUCAAGUUUUCAGCUUCCUGGUUUCCGUAUGCCCCCUAUGCGCAAGGAUGAGGACGAAGGAAGUGAUUCUGAUGGAGGGAGUUUUGAGGCUGUUACGCCGGAACAUAACUCUGAAACCCCUGAAGAACAACAAAGAACUGUCAUACCUGCAAUUGAAAAACACAGACACAUCUUGGAAGACGUUGAUGGUGAGCUUGAAAUGGAGGAUGUGGCUCCCUCUUUUGAAACUGAUUUGAAUGUUGCUGGAGUAAAUUCUGCACAGCCUUCACAUCAUCAGUUUGAACAACAAUUUCCACAGCCCUUUGCCCCUCCACUACCUGAUGAUGUCCCACCAUCAUCUCCUCCUCUACCAACUUCCCCACCUCCACCCCCACCUCCACCACCUCCUCUCCCGCUGUCUUGUUUGUCUAAUCCUGUUAGUAAUGGUGUUGAUGCGAAGCUAUUCAUGGGUACACAUAAUAUCAAGGAAAACUUGCAACAAUCUAACCCUCAGCAGUCUAUUGCACCAGGAAUCAGCUCAACAAUCUCGGAUACAGUGCAUUACCGUGAUCCUAAGUGCAGAGAUCUUCAGAUGCAGAUGCAUAUACCGGACUCUGGAAGCUCUUACUCUUUCAGCAGUGUUCCUAUCUCCCAUCCUCCAAUUCAACAGCUGAACAGUGUUCAACCGACAGAUGGAAUGACCUUGGAAAAUAAGGCUUACCAUCUGAGGCCACCUCAUCCAGCACCAUCUAAUCAGUUUUCUUAUGUUCAGACAGAUCAAUCAGUGCAGUCACGGAGGGAGGUACCACCCCCUUCCUUCCCUAACAGAUUCCAUUUUUUGCCGAACAGAGAAGGAAAUUUUUACAGUGACCAUGAUAGAAUGAAAUUAGCCCCACAUGAUCCUAGUGAGAGCUGGAGGUUUUCAGUGCCUUCUUUUUCUGGUUCAUACUAUCCUGACAAUGCCAUGGCAUCAUAUGGACCUGCUCCAUACCCUGGCCCACCUUGUGAACCAGCAAUACCAAAUUAUAGGUGGGGUUUCCCUCACCGUGCUAUAAAUCAUAGUGAAUUUAUACCUAAUAGACCACCCUCCGAAGGUCCAAUUCCAGUGGCAGCCAAAGGAUCUCCUUCAAGUGGUGGCGAAAUGGGUGCUUCUCAAUCAGUUCCAGAAAAUUCUAUCCAUGAAUUCACUGUCAAGGAUAGCAAGGGAAAGGAUGUGGAACUCAGUAUUUACAAAGGAAAGGUUCUUCUCGUCGUCAAUGUUGCUUCCAAAUGCGGCCUCACAAAUUCGAACUACACCCAGUUGACUGAACUUUACAACAAAUACAAGGAUAGAAGUUUUGAGAUAUUGGCCUUUCCAUGCAAUCAGUUCUUAAAGCAAGAACCUGGUACAAGCCAGGAGGCACAAGAAUUUGCUUGUACAAGAUACAAGGCUGAAUAUCCAAUUUUCCAAAAGGUACGCGUCAAUGGGCCAGAAACAGCUCCCAUCUACAAAUUCCUCAGAGCAAGUAAAGGUUCAUUGUUUGGGUCUAGGAUCAAAUGGAACUUUACCAAGUUUCUAGUUGAUAAGGAAGGGCAAGUCAUCGGCCGUUUUGGCCCAACAACCACACCAUUUGCCAUUGAGAAAGACAUCCGGAAAGCGCUGGGAGAUGUGUGAGGGACUUGUAAGGUUGGGUGUAAACUGAAUUGAUAUAAAUUAAGGAGAUGGUAAAGGUGAAGAAGAAAAGAUGCUGAUGCUAUAUUUGGUUAAUUGUUUCAAAUUUGUUGGUAAUGUUUUUUUUUUUUUUUGGGUCAUAAUAUUGCUGUUGUUUAAACUUUUUGCACUCUGAAUACUGUAAAAAAUCUAUAUUAGGCCAUGAGAUGUGAGUUGUUCCUUUGAAACCCUUUGCGGAUGUAUCUAUCUUGUAUCAUUGAAAGUGGUACCUACCAAGAGUUGUAGGCUUGUAGCCGAGUAUUAUUUCCUCACCCUUUUAAAGAGAGAAUAAUAAGGUUACUAACGGAUC
Molecule: messenger RNA, 5793 nt
Organism: Cornus florida
Lineage: Eukaryota; Viridiplantae; Streptophyta; Magnoliopsida; Cornales; Cornaceae
Product: protein HUA2-LIKE 2-like
Exons: 17
Coding region: 426-5447 (1673 amino acids)
Biological process (GO): regulation of transcription by RNA polymerase II; response to oxidative stress
Cellular component (GO): nucleus
Molecular function (GO): glutathione peroxidase activity; double-stranded DNA binding; transcription coregulator activity
Source: RefSeq, a predicted model, not a curated record